Molecule: messenger RNA, 945 nt
Organism: Perognathus longimembris pacificus (Pacific pocket mouse)
Lineage: Eukaryota; Metazoa; Chordata; Mammalia; Rodentia; Heteromyidae
Gene: Mrps26
Product: mitochondrial ribosomal protein S26
Exons: 4
Coding region: 25-645 (206 amino acids)
Cellular component (GO): mitochondrial small ribosomal subunit
Source: RefSeq, a predicted model, not a curated record
GGCCGGGCGUGGGCGGACGCGGCGAUGCUGCGCGCGCUGAGCGCCGUGUGCGCGCGGCCUCCAUGCCGGCCUCCGGCCCUGCCGCUGCUAUCGCCGGCGCGCGGCCGCAAGACCCGCCAUGACCCGCCUGCCAAGUCCAAGAUCGGGCGCGUGAAGAUGCCACCCGCGGUGGACCCGACGGAGUUGUUCGUAGUGACGGAGCGUUACCGGCAGUACCGCCAGACCGUGCGCGCCCUCAGGCAGGAGUUCGCGUGGGAGGUGCGGAGGAAGCUACAGGAGUCCCGAACCGGGGUCCUGGCCGAGCGCAAGGUGCGGGAGGAAGCCGCCGAGCACCAGAGGCUGAUGGCCUGGAACCGGGCGGAGAACCAGCGACUGCAUGAACUGCGGCUUGAGAGACUGCGGCGGGAGGCGCUGGAGCAGGAGCAGCGGCAGGCCGAGGAGCAGGCCCGCCGAGCCCUGGAGGAGCAGGCCCGGAGACAACUCAAGGAGCAAGAAGUGCUGCAGCUUCAGGAAGAGGCAAAAAACUUCAUCACCCGGGAGAACCUGGAAGCACGUAUAGAAGAAGCACUGGACUCCCCAAAGAGCUACAACUGGGCUGUCACCCGAGGCGGGCAGAUGGUCAGGUCGCAGCACAAAGGCUCCUAGGGGCCCAAUAGGGACAGUGUAUACACAGUGUGUGACUGGGAAAACCGGGGGCCUUUAUCAUCGGGCAGCCCUUACCCUGUCACUCAUCACUUGGUGAGAAACUCCCAGGACCAGUGUCCUAUUCUGCCCUCAGGUGCAGUGUCAGGUUCAGCACUAAGCCUAGAGUGGUUUUUGUCUCACAGGGCAGCAUCCCCUCACAUAGCCAGGCCAUCUCUUGAAUGUCAUGAAAUACAUGAGCCACUUGUGACCUGAUAAAAUCAUUGAAGGUCUGCUUUUAUAAAUAAAGAUUUAUUGGAACAC